AUGUGCCACCACACUUCGUCAGCUACAGUUCCACAACUUCCAAACGCAGAAACCACAAAAGGACCUCCUCCGCACAUUGUUGCUCUUUCGAUGACCGACGGUUCGAUGGCAUUCGUGCAGCAGGACGCAUUCAAGCACCACGACAUGCAGACUCUCGAUUUCUCGAACAAUCAAAUUCAGACAGUCAAUGUUAAUGCCUUCCGUGGAUUAGAAGUGAGCAAUAACUUGAUCUAACUAUUAUAUCAUAUAAUUUAUAUGACAAAAAAACUUUUAGAUGAAACUGACUCAACUGGAUCUCUCACACAAUAAUCUCUCCGUUAUUCCAACUUGGGCAUUGACUUACUUGCAUAGUCUACAGAUUCUGCAUUUGGAGAAUAACAGAAUUGACGUGCUUCGAUCGAAUACUUUUGACGAAACCCAGUUGAACAACUUACAGUUUCUCUAUUUGGACAACAACCAGGUUAGAAGAAAGUUGACGUUCAGACGACAUUCAAGUUUUUCAGUUACGAGUCAUUCCGAAUUUGGCAUUCAACCAUCUGCGUCUUGUCGUGCUGAUGCUCUCAAACAACCGAAUAACUGAGAUUCAGAAGAUGUCCCUCCCUCAAACUCUCAAUUUUCUCGUCCUACGGAACAAUCUUCUCACACAAAUUCCCUACGUCGCAUUGAAUGACUUGAAGAUGUUGCAAUCUAUUGAUUUGGAAGGAAACAACAUAACCCAUUUGAUGGAUAACAACGAGGUGACAUUCGAGUCAGAGAUGAAGGUUGUGCUGAGAAACAACAAGAUACGGAGACUCGACAAGCAUUCAUUUCGGAGUUUCCGGAAGAUUCGAGAACUGGACAUCAGCUACAAUCAGAUCCAAACAGUGGAGGAUUCUUCAUUCGAAACUGUCGGACACAUGCAAUCUCUCGAUCUGAGUUAUAACCGAAUUGCCUACUUGCCACGCGGAAUGCUCAAAAACUUUGCCAAAACGCUGAAGAAACUGAAAUUAGCAGAGAACAUGGUGCACGCAACUCCGGAGGCUCUCCGAGAUCUACGCAAUUUGACGCAUCUGAACUUGAAUGGCAACAAACUGAACAGAAUAGACGGUGAUGUUCUCAGAGGAUGCAAGGAUACUCUCGUGGAGUUAUUGAUCGCUAACAAUCACUUGGAACAAAUCCCUCAUGGGCUGCUGAGUGGAAUGAAACAAUUGGAGCACUUGGAUGUCUCGAAGAAUAAGAUUCGGUCCCUGAAAAGUCCCUCAUCGUUGCUGCCUGUCGAGAAGGAGGAAGCUUCGAGUGUUCGUAAGCUGAAUCUCGCCGGCAACCGAAUUAACAACUUGACUGAUGUGCGCAUUUUUGAACACAUGCCAUUGUUAACGUAUGUCGAUGUUUCGUUCAACCGCAUCAAGUUCAUCUCUCCAAGAGUUUUUGAGAAAUUAAAAAACUUGGAAAGUCUGUUCCUGCAGGUCAGAAAGUAUCUACAGACCAGACAAACCGUUUGUUUUCAGAACAAUCAACUAAGUCAUUUUCCAUCGUUAUUUCGGCUUGAAAAACUACGUCAUUUGAUGCUGGACAACAAUCAAAUUCAGAAAAUUGACAACUUUUCAUUGGCAGAUCUUCCGAAGCUACAACAUCUUUCUCUUGCCGGGAAUGAGAUCGAUGUGAUCACAGAGAAUGUGAGAAGUCCCUAAGAAUUAAAUGACAGAAGUGCUCUUGCAGAUGUUUGGCUCGAGCAGCUCUUCUGAGCUCAAGUCUCUGAACUUGGCACAUAACAAGAUUAUUUCGAUUUCCAGUCGAUCAUUUUCUGAUCUUGACAACUUGCAACAACUGCGACUCAGUCACAACCAUAUCCGAACAAUUCCAUCCAUGGUUAGCCAAAUACUAUUGAGUUGAACAACUUUCCACUUUUAGGCCUUUGCAAACCUCCGAAACCUUCGUUAUUUGGAUCUUUCAAACAACAGAAUUAUUAAAGUUCUUCCCAGUGCACUCUACCAACUGCCUGCUCUGGAUGUCUUGCAUUUGGAUCAUAACAAUUUGAAUGAAAUCGACAGGGAUGCGUUUCGUUCGUUCAGUGAUUUGCAGUCAAUGAAGCUCUCGCAUAACGCGUUCCGUCGGUUUAGUUGCGAAUUUCUGGGCAGUAUUACCCAGGUACUCCAGCUAGAUCUCAGCUCGAAUCAGAUCACUGAGUGAGUGAUUUUUGAUUGCAAAAAGAGUUAACCGACAUUUCCAGAAUUGACAUCUCUUGCAUUGCCCGAGGGAUUCGAAAACUGUCACUGGCUUCGAACAGCGUUGAAAAGAUUCACAGACGGCUACUUCAAGAUGCAACUGAGCUCACUUCUAUUGAUCUUUCCCACAACGGAAUCAUAGAUGUGGACAAUGACGCGUUCUCCGAGUGUAGGCAACUCUCAUCUGUGAAGCUUUCACACAAUUAUAUUCGGAAUUUGUGGAAGGGAACAUUCCAAUAUCAGGUGUGACCUUGAACGCUGUGAACUUGUGAAUAGAGGAUUUUCAGGAGAAAUUACACGAUCUCGACAUCUCGUUCAACGACAUUCUGUUUCUCCACCAAGGAACUUUCGGAAAGAAUAAUAUUCUGCAACUGCACGCGAGGAACAACAAGUUAUCAAGGAUUCCAUUGGAAGCCCUUUCUUCCACAAUGUCCUCGUUGCACCUUCUUGACUUGGCGCACAAUAACAUCAAGUAAGAGAACUGUACAGUUAUCAGCCAAAUGAUUGCAUUUACAGAAUUGUCGAUUCUUCUCAACUGACUUCCUUUGGAAAUCUUUCAAUUCUUUCGUUUGCCAACAACAAAGUGGAUUCCAUUGAGGACGGUGCUUUUGAGAACCUUCUCAGUCUCAAGAUUCUUGAUUUAUCAAACAAUCCGGUCACUUCUUGGUCUCCCACCGCUUUCCGUGACCUGAGUCAUUCCAUUUGCUCCAUCAACAUGGCUAACACCGGAUUAUUCUCAAUGCCAAAGUUCAGUCAUCGGUCGAUUCAAUCAUUGAACAUUAGCUGGUAACAAAAACGGAAAGUUUUCAACUUUAACACUGAAAUUUUCAGUAACAAGAUCUAUGAACUAUCAGAGCGAGAUUUGGCUCCUCUAACUAAGCUGGUGGCCCUUGACAUAUCACACAACAACUUGAAACAGAUCAGUCCUCUCUCAUUCGAACCGCUCAUUCAUCUCAAGCAUCUAAAUAUAUCCGCAAAUCCAAUCACACAUAUACAAAACGAUCACAUUCAGCAGCUUUAUCAGGUCAGUAAUCAACUAAAGUAAUAAUAGGAAGAAAAUAAUGUUAUAGCUAGAAACACUGCACAUUUCUGAUAUGCCUGCCCUCUUGCGACUCCCAGAUUCUCACUCUUUUGGCCAGAUGAACAACUUGAAAAACUUCCACGUAAGUUCAGAAAGCAAAUAUAUGGAGUGGAAUUAUUCCCUUUCAGCUCUAUAACAUUCCGGAUAUCGCACAACCCUAUCAAAUCAGUUCGAUUCUAUCCAACCUGCCUCCCUUGCAUACAGUCCACGUUGAUAUCAAAGAAUCCGUACUCGACCGUCAGUUCUACACUGCGGACACGAGACUGUUGAGGCAUUUGGUCGUUGCGGGAAGGAAUCUCUCUAAGGUGAGCAACUGGAAACUGGGAAUACUAGAACAUCGAGUUACAGAUUGAAGUAGGAGCUUUCGCCACAAUUCGUGGCUUUCGGGUCAAAAUUGAGAUUCAUAACACUUCUAUACAAGAGUUUCCCGAAAGAAUAUUCGACACUCUUACUGGAAUUUCCAUUCUAUCUCUGAGGUUAGACGACGUGAUUCUUCAAAGAACACAUUUAGCUUUCAGUCUUACCGACAACAAACUGACAUCUCUCAAUCCGUUCUAUUCGACAGUACCACCGGUUAUCAACCAGCACGGAACCAUUAUUCAGUCUAUUGAACUGCAGGUCAGAGAAAGGAUUUAACACUCAUUAUCGUUCACUUUUCAGAACAAUCCGAUCGAGUGUGAUUGUCAGUUCAAGUGGAUCGACGAGUUCAUUCGAGUGACCAGUCUCCUUUCGGAUCAAUCCAAAUCUCACGACUUCGACAGAGUCGAGUGCAAAGACUCCCAGGCGUCCAAUUUGGAAAGCCUUGCCUCGGCGGCCAACGAACUCUUCUCCUACCGUACUAAACUGACAUUGCUCUCCAAAUCCGAUGACUUUGAUCUCGAAUGUGUCGUCCAGUCCGCCACUUCAUUCAUCCUUUUUCCCGUUCUUAUUUUCCUGUUUUUGAUUGUUUGGUAA
Messenger RNA from Caenorhabditis sp. 36 PRJEB53466, 4239 nucleotides. Lineage: Eukaryota; Metazoa; Nematoda; Chromadorea; Rhabditida; Rhabditidae. The record is from the annotation of a GenBank genome assembly.